This is a messenger RNA of Dictyostelium discoideum AX4, 846 nucleotides long. RefSeq lists its product as hypothetical. The transcript has a single exon. The record is from RefSeq and is a predicted model, not a curated record. The coding region runs from base 1 to 846 and encodes 281 amino acids. Lineage: Eukaryota; Evosea; Eumycetozoa; Dictyosteliales; Dictyosteliaceae.
AUGAUAGAAAAUAAACAAAAUAAACAAAAUAAACAAAAUAAUAAAGAUAAUAAAAAUGUUAAUUUUAUAAAGAUGAUUGAAGAUUUAAAAGAGGAUAAAAUAAAGAGAUAUUUAGAUAAUGAUGUUGAAAAUUUAAAAAGGGCACAAAAUUUAUAUCAAGAUAUUACAGAAAAGAUGAUUGCUCAACAAGAUGAAUUUAGGAAUGAAUUAGAUAUUUGGAAGAAUGAAUCAAUUCAAUUCGAACAAUCAAUCCCUACACCAAUAGAUGAGAAAGAUCACUCUGAAAAGAUUAACUUUUUGGAAACAAGAAAAAAUCAAUUAAUUGAAAAGAAUAAUCAAUUUGAAGAGGAGAUUAUUUUUAUAGAAAAUGAACUAUCAUCAAUAAGAUUAAAGAAAACUCAAUUAAUAAAUAAAGAAAAUCAAUUAUCCCAUGAAAAUACAAUAACAAUACCAAAUAAAGAAUAUUUAUAUUCAUUAUAUACAAAUAUAACUGGUAUUAAAUGGUCAAAUAAUGAUAGUAAUAAUAAUAAUAAUAAUAAUAAUAAUAAUAAUAAUAAUAAUAAUAAUAAUAAUAAUAAUAAUAAUAAUAAUAAUAAUAAUAAUAAUAAUAAUAAUAAUAAUAAUAAUAAUAAUAAUAAUAAUAAUAAUAAUGAUAGUAAUAACAAUAAUACAUCAUCAUCAUCAUCACCACCUAAACAAGAAUCACCAUUUAUUAAAGGUAUAAUACUUGAUACUCAAACAUUAAAUCAAAAUAAUUGUCAAAUUAAACCUUUUUCAAUUGAUAAGAAUCAAUACUCAAAUGAUUUUGAAAUUGUUAAUAAAAUUUGGGAUUUAAUAGAUAAAUAA